This is a messenger RNA of Glycine soja, 784 nucleotides long. Its product is annotated as V-type proton ATPase subunit e1. The transcript is spliced from 3 exons. The coding region runs from base 182 to 394 and encodes 70 amino acids. The record is from RefSeq and is a predicted model, not a curated record. NCBI's taxonomy places the organism in Eukaryota, Viridiplantae, Streptophyta, Magnoliopsida, Fabales, Fabaceae. Gene Ontology annotation, molecular function: proton-transporting ATPase activity, rotational mechanism. Gene Ontology annotation, biological process: proton transmembrane transport. Gene Ontology annotation, cellular component: proton-transporting V-type ATPase, V0 domain.
AAACUAAUUACAUUAUUCCAACCUUUUUUUCUCUUUUCCUAUUUCCAUUUUCUUUCUCUUUCCACCAUUUUCUCGGCAACCAAACACUCCAAUCAAUUAACUCGUAUUUUAUAUUAUUAUUUUUAAUUCGCGGUAGGAAUUCGUUUUCUCUGAUCGGGAUCUGGAAGGGAAGCGAAUCGACAUGGGGUUCUUGGUGACGACGCUGAUCUUCGUAGUGAUCGGAAUCAUCGCGUGCCUCUGCACCAGAAUUUGCUGCAACAGAGGACCUUCUACCAAUCUAUUUCACCUUACUUUGGUAAUUACUGCAACAAUUUGCUGCUGGAUGAUGUGGGCGAUUGUAUAUCUGGCACAAAUGAAACCACUCAUUGUACCUAUACUGAACGAGGGCGAAUAAGUCUUUGAACAGAUGUAGCUCCUUGUAAGUUAGAGAAAAUGGAUCGCAGAUUGGCUGCUGGAUAGAAUUUGAUUUUGGCUAUCAUGAGUUGUUCAGUAUUUUUUCAGGGUGGAGCUGUAUGUAUUUCUUGCUGGAUAAUGGCAUUCCAGUUGGCAUUUCUAUUGCUACCUGGCAUUGGUCGUGUUACGGAUGUUGUAUUUAGCACUCAUUCAUUUCAUAUGUCCGUGGAUAAUGAUAUCAAAUAUGUAUUUUGGUGAAAAAUAAGUUGAUGAAAAAGAAGUACGUUUUGUCUAAGAUUCAAAAUGGGUCAAUGUUUGUGAAACUCUUGCGCUUAUGUACACAAUUCGCUUUGGUCACUACCAGCUGAAUGAAAUAGUAAUUCAGUACUGA